AUGACUCCAAUCAAGAGGUUGGUCGUAUUCAAUGAGACGUUUGCGUCACUUCAUAAGGACGGAAAUAUUUGCGUGAUGUGGCAUGAGGCUAUAAGAGGCAGGUCCGCGACGGAUGUUGCAUCGGCAUACUACAACGUAACUGAUAUUCGGGGCCUAAAAUAUACAGCAGCAGGGGACAUCUAUUAUAAACUUCGGUUGUCUGAUGACUGGGAAUUACUUUCGCAAAGCAAAUCUAAAGUUGACAUUAUUACCUGGACGGUGUUGGACCAUCUCUAUAAAGAUAAAAUCCCAAUAUCUGCGCGAAAAUAUUCCGACCUUCAAGAAAUUAACUGUACUAUUCCCGCGGACUAUCACCAUUUUUAUAAUAAUUUGUAACACCUGUGAAUUUUUAGAUGUUUUAGUUUAGAUGCUUUGAUCAUUUUGAAUACACUACAAUAAGUAUUGUACUGAAAAUAAAAGUUGCUAACUCCAAAAUUCCUUCUUUUCUAUUCAAAUGAAC
Acanthoscelides obtectus is the source of this 499-nucleotide messenger RNA. The record is from the annotation of a GenBank genome assembly. Lineage: Eukaryota; Metazoa; Arthropoda; Insecta; Coleoptera; Chrysomelidae.